UGACAAUUCAUCUUUGCUACAUUAAUGCCCGAAGGGGAGGGAGAGAGAGAGAGAGAGAGAGAGAGAGAGAGACCGCCGGUUCGGGAAUUUCUCCCCCAAACGGCGACGCAAUCUCUAGGUCCGUCCAGAUCACGAUCCUUGCAGCAGGAUUAUUCGGAACUGGCGUCUUUUGAUUCUUUGGAUUGGUCGGCGUGCCGUUGUUUUCGUCAAUUUUGUCCGAAUUGCGCAGAAUUGAGCUGUUUACUGGGCAAUUCUCUAGUACGAAAUUCUUGAAACACCGAGAAAACGGAACAGUUGGGAGCUAUUGGGCACUGUUAACCAUUUGGUUGAUGAAUUCUGUUUGAUCCGAGGCGUGAAUUCGUGUUUCAGGGGAGGGGUUUGAUUUGAGUUUUUCACUGUGAAAAUGGGGGUUAUGUCGAGGCGGGUUUUGCCCGUAUGCAGCAGCCUAUGCUUCUUCUGUCCGUCCAUGCGCGCAAGGUCGAGACAGCCCGUGAAACGCUACAAAAAGCUCCUUGCUGAUAUAUUCCCCCGGUCUCAGGAUGCUGAACCAAAUGAUAGAAAAAACGGAAAGCUGUGUGAGUAUGCCUCAAAAAAUCCAUUGCGUAUACCAAAGAUCACCAGUUACCUUGAACAACGCUUUUACAAGGAUUUGCGGAAUGAACACUUUGGUUCAGCAAAAGUUGUUGUUUGCUUAUAUAGGAAAUUGCUAUCUUCAUGUAAGGAGCAGAUGCCACUCUUCGCUAGUAGCUUAUUAGGGAUUCUCCGUACUCUUCUGGAACAAACAAGACAAAAUGAGAUGCAGAUUUUGGCGUGCACCACUAUUGUUGAUUUUAUAAACAGUCAGACAGAUGGUACAUACAUGUUCAAUUUAGAAGGCCUGAUUCCUAAACUUUGUCAACUGGCUCAAGAAGUUGGAGAUGAUGACAGAGCUUUACGCUUAAGGUCAGCAGGCUUACAAGCUUUGGCUUCCAUGGUGUGGUUCAUGGGGGAGCAUUCCCAUAUCUCGAUGGACUUUGACAAUAUUAUAUCCGUGACUUUGGACAAUUACAUGGAUCUCCCCGCAAACCUAGAAAAUGGCAAAUUAGAAGCAGGGCAUCAUGGCUCAUCAUUUCCAGACAUUAGCAAGAGUGUAUCCUCUGUUUCCAGACUUGAGCUGGACUUGACAAUGGAUGUAUCUAAAAAUCCCUCUUACUGGUCUAGGAUUUGCUUGUACAAUAUGGCCAGAUUGGCAAAGGAAGCUACAACUGUGCGGCGUGUACUUGACCCACUUUUCCAUAGUUUUGAUGCUGAAGAUCAUUGGUCUUCAGAGAAAGGACUUGCAUGCUCUGUUUUAACCUAUAUGCAGUUGCUAUUGGAGGACUCAGGCUUAAAUUCCCAUCUUUUGUUAUCGGUCUUGGUCAAGUACUUGGAUAAUAGGAAUAUCGCCAAACAGCCCCUCAAGCAAUUAAAUAUUGUCAAUGUGAUCACACAACUUGCACUGAAUGCAAAGCAGGGGUUCUCAGUUGUGAUUGUCGGUGCAAUAAGUGACCUGAUGAAACAUUUACGCAAAUGCAUGCAAUGUUCAGCCGAAGUAACAAGCCCUCAUGAGAGCAUGGACAAGUUGAAUACUGAUCUUCGGUCUGCAUUAGAGAAAUGCAUAUUGCAACUCUCGGAAAAGGUUGGUGAUGUGGGGCCCAUUGUUGAUAUGAUGGCCAUGGGACUAGAGAAUAUACCAACUAAUGCUACUACAGCUAGAUCUACGAUUUUCUCUGCUUAUCGUACCGCAGAAGUUAUUUCUUGUAUUCCUAAUUUAUCAUAUCACAAAAAGGCUUUUCCGGAUGCUCUAUUUCAUCAGUUGCUUUUUGCAAUGGCCCACCCAGACCACAAAACAAGAGUAGGGGCACACCAUGUUUUCUCCAUUGUGCUUAUGCCAUCUGCUAUAUGUCCUUGGUUAAUCCGUAAUGGAUGGUCUCCACUUCCACCAGUUGCUUCAGAGGGGAUAAACAGUAGUGGUUUCUCAGUUCAGGAUGAAAGUAAUGACGAACCUAGUUCUAUGGACAUAGUAGUGACAGGGAAAGCUAGUCGACUUUUGGAUAAUGUUGUUACUCAAUCAAAUGAGUGUCUUUCUGGUGGUCAAUCAUCUAGUUUCAAGCAUGCCAUGGCCAAUGGAAAAUCAGAACCGACUUCUCUCCGAUUGAGUAGCCAUCAAUUGAGUCUUCUGCUUUCAGCAAUAUGGAUGCAGGCAACAUCAAGAGAAAAUACCCCUGAAAAUUUUGAGGCGAUGGCCCAUACAUAUAAUCUUGCUUUGGUGUUUGCUCGAUACAAGAACUCUAGUCACAUGGCUCUAGUUCGGUGUUUCCAGUUGGCAUUCUCUCUUAGAAGUAUCUCUCUGGAUCAAGAAGGAGGUUUGCAACCAUCUCGCAGAAGGUCUCUCUUUACAAUGGCAUCAUGCAUGCUUAUAUUUUCAGCUAGGGCGGGCAAUCUUCCAGAUCUAAUUCCUCUUGUUAAAUCAUCUUUGACCGAUGGAACAGUUGAUCCUUAUCUUAAGUUGGUUGAAGAUAUCAGGCUGCUUGCUGUUUGCAGUCAUGAAGAGGAAGGCUAUGGAUCACAGAAAGAUGAAAUUGUUGCAUCGAACUGCCUUUCAACUGUAGAGUUAGGUGAUAAAGAGUUGAGAGAAGCUGUGAUAUCACAAUUUAUGUCCAAGUUUAGGAAACUUUCGGAGGAUGAAUUAUCAGGUGUAAGGAUGCAACUUUUACAGGAAUUUUCACCUGAUGAUGAAUAUUUGUUGGGUGCUCCAUUGUUCAUGGAGACACCUCGUCCAUGUUCUCCACUUGUCCAGAUGGAGUCUGAGGCAUUUGAUGAGGUCAUGCCUUUAGAUGCUGUGAUAGAUGAAGAAGCCUUCUUGGAACCAAAUGGAAGUCAAUCGGGUCGCAUGACAUCUCUUUCUAUCAAUUCCCUUGACAUUAAAAGUGUUAACCAGCUUCUGGACUCUGUUCUAGAAACAGCCCGUCAAGUUGCCAGCUUACCAGUUUCAUCGACGCCGAUUCCUUAUGACCAAGUGAAGGAUCAGUGUGAGGCCCUUGUAAUGGGUAAACUGCAGAAGAUGUCAGUUCUUCAAAGUUUUAAGUUGCAACAGGAAGCGAAAGCUCUAACUUUUCCCAAUGCACGCGAAGACGAAAGCAAUUGUCUGCCAAAUGGGACAAUUGAGCUUCCGGAGGGGGAUCUGAAACUGAUGGAGUCAGAGCAAGGCCAAGGACUGGACAAGCUUCUUAUCUGUUCGCUGGAGCAUGGACAGCAGUUGCAGCAGCAAUCUUUCAGACUACCACCUUCAAGCCCCUACGACAAAUUCCUCAAAGCAGCUGGUUGCUGAUCAUGAAAAGAAGAUCUAAUUGAUGUGCCUAAUUACAUAUCCAAUGUAUUCCCUUAUACCCCUUUUGUUCUUCAUGUCGUCUUCGUCUGCAAUUUGUUCAUUCUUUAUGUCGGAAAAGUAAAAGUUCUACCAGGUCUCAGCCGCUCAUUCUCUCGGAAUUUUUGGCUUAUAAUUUGUGUACAAUAUUCCUCUCAUAUAAAGUGUGUAAAUUGAGAGUGGAAGACACAGUUUCUCAUAUUGCCUCUCUCUCUCUCUCUGGUUUGUAGCCAACUUCUUUCAAAUGUUAUAUAUAUAUUUAUUAUGGUGAGAGUGA
Molecule: messenger RNA, 3662 nt
Organism: Diospyros lotus (date-plum)
Lineage: Eukaryota; Viridiplantae; Streptophyta; Magnoliopsida; Ericales; Ebenaceae
Product: protein SEMI-ROLLED LEAF 2
Exons: 20
Coding region: 404-3349 (981 amino acids)
Source: RefSeq, a predicted model, not a curated record